Molecule: messenger RNA, 1158 nt
Organism: Baudoinia panamericana UAMH 10762
Lineage: Eukaryota; Fungi; Ascomycota; Dothideomycetes; Mycosphaerellales; Teratosphaeriaceae
Exons: 3
Coding region: 141-749 (202 amino acids)
Source: RefSeq, a predicted model, not a curated record
CGGCCCUCCGUUGCGGCGGAGGGUCAAUGGAAGCCAGAAGCGAGAGGCGUUGAAACCCGCUGACGUCGCCGUCACAGCGAUGUGCGAAUGCGACUUCUACAACAGAACAAGCGAUCUUGCCACGAAAUCAAGCAAACAAUAUGCAUCUCUCCUGCUAUCCUACCUACCUUCAACUACUAUGCGAAACUCUUUCAAAACACAUCCGAGGCUUCACUAAGACACUGUAUGAGCCUUCACUGGAGUACAAUACUUGGCCUUACUCGAUGUCCUCUGCACCGACUCCGACUACUCCGACUACUCCGACUCUCCCGUUAGCACCUCCCUCUACUACAUUUCUCCUCCUCGGCGACCUAUCCAAACUGUCGAGCGAUUGGGGGUGGUGGGUUCUUGGGCUUUGCGUCGCAAUCUUCCUCGUCCGCCCGCUCCUGUCCGACGCUAUUAACCAAUACGGCGCGUACGCCGUUGAACAAAUAGAGGACCCAGUUGAGGAGGAAAAGACCAAGCAGCUCCAACUGCAUAUCCAGCUCGAAAGCUUCAAACUUAGGAGUGAAGAGAAGAAGAUUGCGCAGCUCGAAAUGCAAGUGCAGAUCCUGCGCGAGGAUGUUAACCGCGCGGCGACGACUUCGACCCUCCCUCCGCAACAAACCCCUGAUCAACCAAGCACACCGGAUCAACGUGCGACCACAACUCACCACAGUCGGUCGGCUUCAUCUGUCGCCUCGCCACCCUCCUCCGCAGCCAUCGUGUAAACCGUUACUUCGACACCAUCAUCACCAACUCCACCGACCGCCAGCACUGCACCCACAAAUACACUACCCUCUGCGCCGCCUCCCGCAUUUUCAACCACCCAGCCCUCCUCGAACGCAUGCUCCUUGGCACAAACACCCUUACAGUCCUUCACGCCCAACGCAUCAACGCCUUCUUCAAAGACGUCAUCGACAGAUCAGUCUAUCUGCGACGCAGACUCUAGAAACUACCAAUCGAGGUCGAGUAAGCGCCUUUCUACCGAGGAUGGUCAUGUGAAUGAAUUGGUGGGAUCGCGCCACACUGGUGUAAUGCUAUGGCGCCCGCUGCAGCUCAGUUGGCAGAAGAGAGGAUGAUGUGCAGUGUUGUGGACAAGAUGGAUACGCUAAAAUAACUCGUUUGCACCGUUAUAGC